Podarcis muralis (Common wall lizard) is the source of this 1522-nucleotide messenger RNA. It is a transcript of the gene PSMC2, whose product is annotated as proteasome 26S subunit, ATPase 2. Gene Ontology annotation, molecular function: ATP hydrolysis activity; ATP binding. The record is from RefSeq and is a predicted model, not a curated record. Lineage: Eukaryota; Metazoa; Chordata; Lepidosauria; Squamata; Lacertidae.
AAGAAGCUCGGAGAUGCUGCGUAACGCGCAUGCGCAGUAGCAGCCGCCGGUAGAAGGAGUCUCCGCCGUCGGAAGCUCUGAGGGGGAGACACGAUGCCGGAUUACCUGGGAACCGACCAGCGCAAAACCAAAGAGGAGGAGAAGGAGGACAAACCCAUCCGCGCUUUGGAUGAAGGUGACAUUGCUUUGUUGAAAACCUAUGGCCAGAGUACAUACUCGAGGCAGAUCAAGCAAGUCGAAGAUGACAUUCAGCAGCUGCUUAAGAAAAUCAAUGAGCUCACGGGUAUUAAGGAAUCAGACACUGGCUUGGCUCCCCCUGCUCUCUGGGAUCUCGCUGCAGAUAAGCAAACUCUUCAGAGUGAGCAGCCACUGCAAGUGGCAAGAUGCACCAAGAUAAUCAAUGCAGAUUCUGAGGAUCCUAAGUACAUUAUCAAUGUGAAGCAGUUUGCCAAAUUUGUGGUUGAUCUUAGUGAUCAGGUGGCACCCACCGACAUUGAAGAAGGGAUGAGAGUUGGUGUUGACAGAAACAAGUAUCAGAUUCAUAUCCCUCUGCCUCCAAAGAUUGAUCCAACUGUUACUAUGAUGCAGGUAGAGGAAAAGCCUGAUGUCACCUACAGUGAUGUUGGAGGUUGUAAAGAACAGAUUGAGAAGCUAAGAGAGGUGGUGGAAACACCCUUGCUUCAUCCAGAACGAUUUGUCAAUCUGGGGAUCGAGCCCCCUAAAGGAGUGCUUCUCUUUGGCCCGCCGGGGACAGGAAAAACUCUCUGUGCUCGUGCUGUUGCUAAUAGGACUGAUGCCUGCUUCAUCCGAGUGAUUGGAUCUGAGCUGGUGCAGAAAUACGUAGGAGAGGGUGCUCGAAUGGUUCGGGAACUCUUUGAAAUGGCCAGAACAAAAAAAGCUUGCCUUAUCUUCUUUGAUGAAAUUGAUGCUAUUGGAGGGGCUCGCUUUGAUGAUGGGGCUGGAGGGGACAAUGAAGUCCAGCGCACUAUGCUAGAAUUGAUAAACCAGCUUGAUGGCUUUGAUCCAAGAGGCAACAUUAAAGUACUGAUGGCAACCAACAGACCUGAUACUUUGGAUCCAGCACUGAUGAGGCCUGGAAGACUGGAUAGAAAAAUAGAAUUUAGCCUGCCAGAUCUGGAGGGACGAACUCACAUCUUCAAGAUUCAUGCCCGUUCAAUGAGUGUUGAAAGAGACAUAAGAUUUGAGUUGCUAGCUCGGCUGUGCCCUAACAGCACUGGUGCUGAAAUUCGAAGUGUGUGUACAGAGGCAGGUAUGUUCGCCAUCCGAGCAAGGAGAAAAAUUGCCACUGAAAAGGACUUCUUGGAAGCUGUGAACAAAGUAAUCAAGUCAUAUGCCAAAUUCAGUGCUACACCUCGUUAUAUGACUUACAACUGAUUCUAGAUACCACUGAGAAAUCUCCUUCAUAUGGCUAAUACUAUGCAGAGUAAUAUCAAAAGUUCUAGUUUGUGUGUGUGGUGUAACAUAGUUGGACUAGUAGAAAUAAAUGGAAUAUUCCAAGUUA